UUUUUUUUUUCUUUUUGAAGUUGUUUUGUUGUGAUUUAUGAGGUUUGAAUUUCAUGUAGCUUUUUGGGACGAUUUUGGCGUGUUGAAAUAUUUGUCAAACUGUAUUUAAGGAUUCUAUUCUAUCAUGAGUUUACUUGAAAAUCUGAUCUGUGCUAAGGUUUUAAAUUGUGGUUGCGGCGGUUUCAUCCUUGAUUUUGUGAGAAAGUGCUGAUAAAAGUGGCUGAUGUGGGGCUCAAAAACCUUGACGCCAUACUUGAGAUAUUGGGAGAAAUUGUUGAUAAAUGUGGCCGAUGUGGCGGAAACUGCAAAAAUCCUUGUUUUGCCUCCAUAAUUGCUGUUCUGGACCACUCUUUACAACCUUAACAUGUUACUUUAUGAUAUGUGUGACUUCAAUGCGGAAAUUUUGGUGAUUCAAUGUGUAAACCUUGCAUCUGGCGUUUUGUUAAUAGAUGUAUGUAUAUGCGGAAGUGCGAUAAACAUAUUGUGGUUUUCCUGAUUUAUUAGGGUGGGUUAAUCUUUUUUUUUUUUUUUUUAUCGUAAAGGGAAAGAACUUUGAACUCAAUUUUCUAGACUUGCAGAGGUCAGAGGUUUGUUUGUGUGUUUGUACAGUGAGUGUAAGGAGCGAGACCUUACCAUGCUGUGUACCUUAACAAGCUUCAUUUGGUUUUUUUGUGGUUUACAAGUUUUACUUUUGUAGAUAAGAUACUUUUUUUGGAGCGUAAGGGAAACUGUAACUGAAGGGGAUAUAAGAUGUUUUAAGAAACAGAGAAAACAGGAAAGAUUGGUUGGAAAAGAAAGAAUCAGGAAGGAGCUUACUUGAGAAGCAAAAUCUUAAAACAUUCAUAAAUAGAAUACUAAAGAAGCCUCCAAAAAUGAAGACCUUAUCCUGUUAAAAUAUUGCAUGACCAAGUGAUGCCCUUGAAGAUGCUAGCAUGACACUCCAAAUCUCCGAUCAUAUAGGUCUUAGCUUGUACUGCAGUUUCGUAACAAAGUUUUGGCUUGCAGAUUUUACCUUUGUAUCUGAGCAUUUGAGCCAGUUCAAGAUAACAAGAAUGCAUUUAUUAGUCUUCAAGAACUACUAAAAAUUGUUCUAUGGGAAACUAAAAGGUUUAUACAUAAGUGUCUUGCUGCUACUGAGCUAGCAUGGUAAAUGAUACUUACCAGGGAAUGCUAUGCUAGAGACAGAAUCACUGGAAUGGGUCUAAUAUGGAUCAAGAGUUUAUGUUUAUAGGAAAAUUCAGAUAGCAUUCACUGUUUUUAUGAUUCUAAUAAUUCCUAAAGCAUUGGUAAUCAUUCAAUCGUGAAUAGCUUUUGGGUCCAGGGUAGAGUCAGAGGAACAAUAAUAAGAACUGUCAUUUCAGGUAACCUAAGUUUGGCAUAAAAUGGUCUCUUCACGGGGUUCAUAGAGAGGCCUGUAUCAGGUCUUUUCUUUUGCAAGAUAACACAGGAGAUUGUCGGAAAAAUACAAUCACAAUGUUUUGUAGCUGUCUUAACUCCGUAGCCAUUAUCAAUUCAGGGACAAGUAUAAUAGUGUUAUCUACUUUUAUUGAAUCAGAGAUUGUGUUUUUGCAGCUUAUAUAGGACGUGGAAGGUACUGCAAAUAGUUCAAUGAACAUGAGGAUUGCACAACUAAAAGAGAAUCAAUGUCAAGUUGCUGUAGAAGAUGUUAUGUACUUGCUGAUUUUUUACAAGUUUUCUGAGAUCAGGGUCCCUUUGGUACCAAAACUUUCUAGUUGCCUUUACAAUGGCAGGCUAGAGAUAUUGCCUUCUAAGGACUGGGAACUAGAGUCUAUUCAUAGCUUGGAAGUUUUGGAUAUGAUAAGGGAACACGUAACUACUGUAACUGGCUUGAAAGCAAAAUCUAGUGUAACUGAGUGUUGGGCGACAACCAAAGUUAGACAAUUCUUACUUGCCCGGGUUUAUGUUGCCUCCAUAUUAUAUGGUUACUUUUUGAAGUCAGUUUCAUUGAGGUACCACCUAGAACGAAAUCUAUCGUUGGCUGACCAUGAUAUUCACCUUGGUCAUAGGACUUCCCUUAUGUGUUCUUACGGAUUCAAAGAGGCCAUCUUUGGCCACUUGAGUAACAUGCCAUCCUUAGGGCAAGGGUUAAUCAGGCCAGAAGAGGAAGUUGAGGACUUAAAAUGUUAUGUUAUGAGCUUUCAUCCUGGAUCAUUGCAAAGAUGUGCCAGAUUGAGAUCUAAGGAGGCUGUGAAUUUGGUGGGUAGUUAUAGUUGUGCACUCUUUAACAACAAGGAUUCGGGUUCGUUUGAGAAUGAUGAUGUUAUUUUGACUUCAUUUUCUAGCUUGAAGAGACUAGUAUUGGAAGCUGUUGCUUUUGGAUCUUUCCUGUGGGAGACAGAAGAUUACAUUGACAAUGUCUAUAAGCUUAAGGAAGACUAAAUAGUGUAAGGGCACUAGUAGCCAAAAAAAUUGAGUUGUGAAGCGAAUUCUCCUUGUAUAUAGAGUGAGUUUUGGUUUUAGAUUUUAAAUGUUGGGGUUAAGUGUUGGAGUUAUGUUUAUAUUGUAUAUAUAGUACACCUUUACUCUAUAUAAUGUAAAGCUCUAGUACUUGGACUUUCUAAGUUGAUAGAUAUUUUGAACAGUACAAAGUUGUUUGGAUCAAUA
Molecule: messenger RNA, 2625 nt
Organism: Vigna umbellata (rice bean)
Lineage: Eukaryota; Viridiplantae; Streptophyta; Magnoliopsida; Fabales; Fabaceae
Source: RefSeq, a predicted model, not a curated record